AUGUCCCUCUGGUGUCUGUUGUUUUUUGCAAUAGCGUUCGGAUCGCUCGGUGCGAACGAUGUCGAUGCAAACGGUUGGCCAAUCGUGAGGUUUCAGAAUGGAACGGUUGGCGUACAAAACGACGGAGGCGAAGUGCACGUGCGAGCAGACGUGAUGAAAUUACACACGAAUGUGUUGAUGUUGAACGAUAUCGAUUUGAUGCCACCGAAAUGUAUGGCCCCUGGAGGAGACAGGUUACAACAUAAUGGCACGCACUUUUUUUGCGUGUGUGUGGAGCAUUGGAGUGGAAGGAAUUGUGAUAUUCCUCCGAGUCCGCCGCCAUCUCCGCCGCCGCCAUCUCCGCCGCCGCCGUAUGUAGCGCCGCCGCCAUAUACAAUACCGCCGUCGCCGCCGCCGUUUUCUCCGCCGCCGCCGCCGCCGAAUGCACUAGGUGCGAACGAGUUACUCCGAGUAGCACUUAAGGAAUGUUUUGCAAAAAGCGCAGCCGGCGAGUGUGAAUGUACAUACGAUUCUCCUUGCGGAUAUAUCACCGAUAAAAGUUCUAUGAAUGACUGGGACGUAUCUGAAGUUACGGAGAUGAUCAGUCUGUUUGACGGUAAAGGAAGUUUCACCGCAAAUAUCUCGAAGUGGGACACGAGCUCGGUGACGGAUAUGAAAUCUAUGUUUAAAGGUUGUGGUGCAUUUAACCAGUCUCUCGAAUACUGGAAUACUGGAAGCGUUACCGAUAUGUCUAAUAUGUUUCAAAAUGCUUGUAAGUUUAAUGCGAGCAUCGCGGGAUGGGAUGUGAGCAAAGUUAAAAAUUUUGAGAGAAUGUUUAACGGAAAUAUUCACGCUAAUACGGCUAUGAAGUUCAACGGUAAUUUAUCAACAUGGAAUACUGGCGCUGUGACUUCCAUGCUUGGAAUGUUCUCGAGUGAAGGCCUUACCUUAAGGGCAGGUUUCAACAACCCAUCUAUUGCGAAUUGGAAUAUAAGCAAUGUGCGAAAUAUGCGCUUGAUGUUUGGAGGUUACAAACAAGCUAGUUGCGGUUGGGCAUCUUCGCCAUUCAAUCAAGAAAUCUCGAAUUGGAAUUGGGAUAUUAGCUCGGUAACAGAUAUGUCAUAUAUGUUCUUCUGCGCAACUAACUUUCGGGACGCGGGCAUUCGGAAAUGGAUUGUAAGAUCAGACACGAAUACAAUUGCUAUGUUUGGUCAAACGACUUUAGCUUCGAUACUCGUUUGUCCUGGUGGUUCUAAUGGACCGCCGAGCGAAUGUUACGCCAAACCUUUUGAUACAAACGUUCAAUUCAGCGAGGCACUCACUCAAUGUUUCGUUGAAUCGAGCGAUGGAAAGUGCAAAUGUGCAACAACAGCAUGUGGUGGCUCAGGCGUACCUAUUUCGCAAUGGAACACUUCAGGAAUACUAUACAUGCAGAACGCAUUCAAGGAUAAGACGACAUUUAAUCAAGAUUUAAGCGAAUGGGAUACGCGAUCGACUAUCAACAUGUAUUCGAUGUUUGAAAACGCAGCUGCUUUUAACCAAAACAUAGGCGCGUGGGACGUCACGCAAGUCACAGAUUUAAAAGAUAUGUUCAACGGGGCGUCGUCUUUCGACCACGAUAUAAGUAACUGGGUGCUUCCGGAGGGCGCGGUCACGACGGAUAUGUUUGAUGACGCAGACUGCUUCAAGAUAACGUUUGAUUGUGAGGACAGCAAUGACGGACCGCCAUCGACGUGCGAGCCUACUGAAAAUGUUUAUUCAGAAAGUUGUAGAAGAAUUGAAAUCGGAAUCGGAAAAAAGUAG
Bathycoccus prasinos is the source of this 1782-nucleotide messenger RNA. RefSeq lists its product with no specific name. The record is from RefSeq and is a predicted model, not a curated record. Bases 1 to 1782 code for a protein of 593 amino acids. The transcript has a single exon. Lineage: Eukaryota; Viridiplantae; Chlorophyta; Mamiellophyceae; Mamiellales; Bathycoccaceae.